Molecule: messenger RNA, 2226 nt
Organism: Boeremia exigua
Lineage: Eukaryota; Fungi; Ascomycota; Dothideomycetes; Pleosporales; Didymellaceae
Product: fungal-specific transcription factor domain-containing protein
Exons: 1
Coding region: 30-2192 (720 amino acids)
Biological process (GO): regulation of DNA-templated transcription; DNA-templated transcription
Molecular function (GO): DNA binding; zinc ion binding; DNA-binding transcription factor activity, RNA polymerase II-specific
Source: RefSeq, a predicted model, not a curated record
UUUCCUUCAAGGCCAUACCAUGACCCGAAAUGGCACGCAGUUCUUCAGCCUCGCCACAGAUAUCGUCAACGCUACGUCAGGAUCGUCCAGAAACACAAACUGGUCUCGAAAGUCGCCCAGCUCGUGUGCGCACAGCCAAAGCGUGUCGUUUCUGCAACGCAAAGCGCGUGAAGUGCGAUGCCAGUGAACGUGGAACUCCUUGUACCCGCUGUGAGCAGAGAGGAGAGCCCAAUUGUACAUUGAUUCAGUCUCGCAGAGGUAUCUAUGUUCGGAAGCCACGACAGCAGCAGGUCCGCACUCGUGGCGUAGUAGCCGAGUCAAGCGGUGCUCCUGCCAACGAAGAUCGUGUAAAUGCAGGGGAUCCUCCGGUAGCACAGAAUUCAAAUGUGCAAACCUCAACUCCUGCACUAGGAAUUCAAUCUGCUCGGUCCUCCACCGCGCCGGCUAGUGUGCAACCGCAGCACGACACACCGUCCGGAGCUACCGACGUCAGUACUGAUUCGAGACAACAUGAUGCCAGCUGGUCGACAAUGUUCGAAGGUGUGCUCAAUCGUCAUGACCAGAGAGCAGCAGUGGACAAACGUACGAUCGCUUAUGUCGGAGAAGCUUUCCCGCUUAACAUCAUCCUUGAUGGGGCGAGGGGUGGCACUGGCCGGCCAGUACUUCAUCAUUCUGGGCCGACUCAUACACCUGCUACAACCCAUGCCCCAUCUCAAGCAGCUCAUCCUACUGAAAUACCACCAGAAGAGAUCUCAUACCUUGAAGCUAAGCAAGCAUUCACAGCACCUCCUGAUGCGAUACUGGACGUGCUUAUCACUGUUUUCAUGGAACGGGUCUUCCCAUUGUACCCGGUCAUCAAUCCAAGAGAGUUCUUAGAACAUCAGAAAUCAGGGACGCUCCCGUGGAUGUUGCUGCACUCGGUGUGCUUCAUGGCUGCCACCUUUUGUCCACUGCGGACUUUGCAUCAAGCUGGAUUUCAGGACAGGAAACAAGCCCGUUAUCGAUUCUACAGUAAAGCUAAGGCGCUUUUCGACGUAGGAUAUGAAAGCAGCAAGAUUGUCACGCUACAAGCAACGAUUCUAUUGAGUUUUUGGGGAGGCAGUCCUAACAAUCAUUGGAACUUCUAUACUUGGAUAUCUACAGGUGUCACGGUCGCCGAAACCAUUGGCUGCCAUCGAUCCAUGACCGGGCUCAACAUUGCACCUCAGGACCGAAGCCUUCUCAAGCGUCUGUGGUGGACGCUCCUAGUUAGAGACGCUACGUGUGCAUCCAUGCAUGGACGGCCAUUCAGAAUCAACCUCGAGCACUGCGAUGUCGAUGAACUUACGAUGGAGGAUUUUGAGUAUGAGGGCUCGUUCUCCUCUGAUCAUCUUUCACAAGCAACCUUCCGCCUUUCAGGCUUGUACCAAGUCCAGGUCGUCAAGCUAGCUCUCUUGCUUCGACAGAUUGUCACAAUUCGCUUCUAUCCACGUAGUCAGACUGGAGACACAACUUCAUUACUGCAGCAGUUGUUGCUGCACUGGCGAAAUGGACUUCCAGCCUCCCUUCAGUGGGCAGACAAUGAUAUCACGCAUGUUGACGUUUUCCGGACGACACUACGUAUACUGUAUAACCACAACGUCAUUUUGUCGCACAUCAAGCCAGAAUCUGUAACAGAUAGCAAAAAUCCACACUCACCCUCUUCAUGGCUGGGAGACGAGGUGGCGAGUCUCUCCGCGCAACAGACAGCUUCCCUUGCAUGUUCCAUGGUCACUGCAUCCGAAGAGCUUGUACCUCCACAUGAACUAUUUCACGGUCUGUUCAUGGCAUGUGUCGUCUUCUUCGUUCAGUCAAGGAGCAGCGAUUCAAUGACAGCAAGUCUGGGUAGGUUCGCUCUUACCAACUGCAAGAUGGCUUUACAUGCACAUCGCGAAACUUGGGAUGCCAGCUCUUGGAUCACGCAACUAUUCGAUAAGGCACUUGCUCAUCCAGUCAGGAGACUGGAUGCAGCUCACAGCGAUCCCACGCCGAAUGCACAGACUACGUUCAACAACUUAGACGUCCUCGAAACAAGUGGCUUGUUUUUGGAUGGCAUGGAAGGAUGGCCGAAUCAUCUUUUCCUUGGAGAUCUAUUUGGUACCUCGGUUGACAACACGGCUUUUGUCCCCCCCUUGUCGGACUUUCCCCAGAACUUCACCACGCAGUUGCCCUAAGACAAGACUAAAAGGGGAAGGCUCGGAUUGUCUC